Messenger RNA from Aegilops tauschii subsp. strangulata, 869 nucleotides. Its product is annotated as photosynthetic NDH subunit of lumenal location 3, chloroplastic-like. Gene Ontology annotation, biological process: photosynthesis; photosynthetic electron transport chain. Gene Ontology annotation, molecular function: calcium ion binding. NCBI's taxonomy places the organism in Eukaryota, Viridiplantae, Streptophyta, Magnoliopsida, Poales, Poaceae. The record is from RefSeq and is a predicted model, not a curated record. Gene Ontology annotation, cellular component: extrinsic component of membrane; photosystem II; chloroplast.
UUCAUAGCUCUUUCUCACACCAGUCAUCUUCCAUCUGCCGCCCGCGCUAUCCAGUCCCACAGCGCACAUGGCAAGCACCUACCUCUCAAGCUUCCAGGCCACCGCCCGUAGCGGCGGCGCGUCACCGAGGCCGAGGCCAAGAGUGGUGACAUGCCACGCCUCCGAGCCGUCGGGCCGGCGAUCAGCUUGCCUCAGUCUAGGUCUCGGCCUUGCCACCGCCGCUCAGCUCCACACAGCGCCCGCCCGCGCCACCGCUGACGCCGACGAGGACCCGGAGCCGGCCAACAACGGCUGGUGGCUCACCGAGUUCCCCCUGCCAGUGCCCAAGAUCCGCAACAAGGAGAUCAACAAUGGCGAGACAGGGACGCGAUCCUUUGUGAAGAACGGCAUCUACAUGGCGGACAUCGGGCCAAGCUUCGCGGCGCACGCCUACCGGGUGCGCAGCUCCGCCUUCGACCUGCUGGCGCUGGAGGACCUGCUCGGCAAGGAGGCCUCCAACUAUGUCAACAAGUACCUCCGCCUCAAGGCCACCUUCAUAUACUACGACUUCGACAAGCUCAUCACCGCGACAGAUCCCGACGCCAAGCCGCCGCUUCUCGACCUAGCCAACCGCCUCUUCCACAGCUUCGAGAAGUUGCAGGCGGCCGUCACCACCAAGGAUGACGCUGACAUAGGAUCCUGCUAUGCUGACUCAAAGCUCAUACUGCAGGAAGUCAUGACAAGAAUGGCCUAGCCAGUAUCCAGGAGAAACAGUUCUGUCAUGAACUGAAAAUUCUGCCUCAAACUCUAUCCAGGAUAGCCUCAGUGCGUGAUGUAAUGUGCAUUUGGUGAUACUGAGAAAUGCCACGAUUCUAGUCUUGAAUGAACAA